Molecule: messenger RNA, 2829 nt
Organism: Anguilla anguilla (European eel)
Lineage: Eukaryota; Metazoa; Chordata; Actinopteri; Anguilliformes; Anguillidae
Gene: gfod1
Product: glucose-fructose oxidoreductase domain-containing protein 1
Exons: 2
Coding region: 702-1874 (390 amino acids)
Molecular function (GO): nucleotide binding
Source: RefSeq, a predicted model, not a curated record
AUUUGUGUUGUUUUGUUUAAACUAAACCCCACCGUGACGUGCCGGAAUCAAUAUGCUUUAUCUAAUAUCGCCCAUACGAAGUCAUCAGUCAGACCAAAAAUUCAGCCUCGGAUUCAAAGGGUUAAAACGGGGAGGGCGCACACGGGGAGACUGACGUAUCCAGCCAGUAUCCAGCACAGUCAGUGCAAGACUGGGUUGCAACAUCAAUAACAAGCGGCAUAAUAAUAAUGGGACGUUAGUGCAGCACGCCUUUAACUAGCAGUCCUCUCAUAGGCCAGCCUUGGGCGAUAGUACAGUCGCAUUCUCCGGUAGUUCACUUCUGCCGAAGGGAAAAUAUUUGAACCUGCUCUUUUCAGUAUCUCAAGAGGGCGUUGCAGGAAAAAGAGAAGGUGACAUGUCCUUCAUCAGAAAGACGAGUGCACGCUAGAAGCCAGACAGGGACGGUUAAGAAUGUUUUUGCAACCUGAUUCUUGUGGGAGGAUGUUGAAUUAAAUCUAACCAGUAUCAGUGCAACUCUACGCCGGAGAACUGAACCGAUGCGAAAAUGCGAGGUCUUGGGUCAAUUUGUGCAGGUGGAUGGCUAACCUGAUGUUAUCAAUUAGCUAUUUUUCUCUCCGGUCCUGCCGCGUUGCUGUGCUGUGAGUCUACGAUGGUAUCGAAGAAGCCCAGUAGCGAGCAGUAGAAAACGGCGAACGCGAGUCAUGCUUCCCGGGGUCGGGGUAUUUGGUACCAGCUUGACCGCGAGGGUGAUCAUCCCUCUCUUGAAGAACGAGGGGUUCGCAGUGAAGGCUCUUUGGGGACGCACUCAAGAAGAAGCCGAGGAGUUGGCGAAGGAAAUGAACGUGCCGUUUUAUACCAACAGGAUCGACGAUGUCUUGUUGCACCAGGAUGUGGAUUUGGUCUGCAUUAACCUACCUCCCCCUCUCACGAGGCAGAUUGCUGUAAAAACGUUGGGUAUCGGCAAGAACGUCAUCUGCGACCGAACGGCCACCCCGCUGGACGCCUUCCACAUGAUGUCGGCCGCACAGUAUUACCCCAAGCUGCUGAGCAUCAUGGGAAACGUGCUGCGCUUCCUGCCGGCGUUCGUGAAGAUGAAGGAGCUGGUAGAGGAGGGCUACGUGGGCGAGCUGCUGGUGUGCGAGGCCCAGGUCCACAGCGGGAGCCUCCUGGGGAAGAAGUACAACUGGAGCUGCGACGACCUGAUGGGGGGCGGCGGCCUGCACUCGGUGGGCAGCUACAUCAUCGACCUGCUCACCUUCAUCACGGGCCAGAAGGCGGCCAAAGUGCACGGCUUCCUCAAGACCUUCGUCAAGCAGACGGACCACAUCCGCGGCAUCCGCCAGAUCACCAGCGACGACUUCUGCACCUUCCAGAUGGUGCUGGAGAGGGGCGCCUGCUGCACGGUGACGCUCAACUUCAACGUGCCCGGGGAGUUCCGGCAGGAGGUGAUCGUGGUGGGCACGGUGGGCCGGCUGACGGUGAGCGGCACCGACCUGUACGGCCAGAAGAACAGCGCCCCCGAGCGGGAGCUGCUGCUGAAGGACAGCACGCCGCUGGGGAACGCCGACCUGCCGGAGAAGGCCUUCAGCGACAUCCCCUCGCCCUACCUCACCGGCACCAUCUGCAUGGUGCAGGCCGUGCGCCAGGCCUUCCAGGACCAGGACGACCGGCGCACCUGGGACGGGCGGCCGCUCACCAUGGCCGCCACCUUCGAGGACUGCCUGUACGCCCUCUGCGUGGUGGACACCAUCAAGAAGUCCAACCAGUGCGGGGAGUGGCAGAACAUCGUGGUGAUGACGGAGGAGCCGGAGAUUAGCCCCGCCUACUUGAUCAGCGAGGCCAUGAGGCGCAGCAGGAUGUCGCUCUACUGCUAGCGCAGGGAGCUGGCCGUCCGCAGGGGCGGGGCGGGGCCGGGUGGGCGUGGUCUGGCGCCACGAGUGCCGCAGGAAGUGCGUUGGGAGGGCCUUCCCAGGAUUCCGAGCAUCAGGCAGCAGUGGGAGCAUGUGAGCCUUUCUCUGCUGAUUGACUGGGGGGGAGGGAGGGACACCCCUUUGUUGGUGUUCUGCCUGCUUUCUUGUGUCAGCCCCACCCGUCCCACAACCGACGCGGAGCUUCGGUGAUCCUCGGGAUUGGAAAACGUAAACCGCAGUACGUUCUCCCUCCUUCCCUCUCCUCCCAUUCUUACAGCCCCUCCCAUCUCAGUGAUGUGUAGGAGCGUACAAGGCAAACUUGUGCUUUUUUUCCCUCGAAUGCCACCCAAUGUCAAGAACAUCAACUGUGAUGAGGAAGUGUGCGUGUUUGUACCUCCGAGGAGGUGAAUGUUUUACACUGUUGGCUUGAACGUCCUGUGUCCGUAUCUCUUUGUGGUACUGGAAAACAAACGAAACACCUGAAAAAUCAAUAGUUUGGCUAGUAGGGCUCUCCCGUUUUAAGUAUGCAAUAAAUAUGGGCCGGAUUUCCUACCGGGGUUACAUCGCUCCUCCCGAAGCAGAGGGAGUGCCUGCUGUCUGUUCCUCGUUGAAAACGUGAAGUAUAUUCACAUGCAAUAUACGCAAUCAUCCGUCGUCACGCGUGCAACUCCGCGCUGUGCCGCGGGCUCCAGGCAGCGUCCCGCCUGUCAAACGCCGCGUUCGGCCCGUUUUUAUUUUUCCCUGAUGCAAGUGCUCAAUGAAAUUCCCCAAGCUUGCUAUUUGGAUGCAAAUUCUGCCUGUUGCAUUUUGCAUGCCUAAAAAAAAGCCUAUUGUAUGUCAGCAGAUACUUUGAGUAAAACAGUCAGUAAUUGCCUUGGAGGCAACUGUCCAGGUUCUUGGGGUGGGGGUGGGGGGGGGG